Messenger RNA from Octodon degus (degu), 7275 nucleotides. It is a transcript of the gene Marf1, whose product is annotated as meiosis regulator and mRNA stability factor 1. The coding region runs from base 143 to 4996 and encodes 1617 amino acids. Gene Ontology annotation, biological process: post-transcriptional gene silencing. The record is from RefSeq and is a predicted model, not a curated record. NCBI's taxonomy places the organism in Eukaryota, Metazoa, Chordata, Mammalia, Rodentia, Octodontidae. Gene Ontology annotation, molecular function: CCR4-NOT complex binding; mRNA base-pairing post-transcriptional repressor activity; RNA nuclease activity. Gene Ontology annotation, cellular component: peroxisome; cytoplasm. The transcript is spliced from 25 exons.
GUCGGGAAUCAAAACAAAGGGCCUGGGGGGGCGGGGGGAAGGCGGCGGGUCCGGAAUGUGAGCCGAGGUGGAGCGGGCAGCUGGGGUGGAAGAAUGAAAGAAAAGGAAGAUGAAAGAAUGUUGAACCACUUUGUAUGGUUGUAUGAUGGAAGGAAACGGAAUUGAGAACCCCUGCAGUAGAACACUUGGAUGGCUUCAACAAGAUAAUGAUGCUAAGCCAUGGCUUUGGAAAUUCUCUAACUGCUUUUCUCGUCCUGAACAGACGUUGCCACUUAGCCCCCAAACGAAAGAGUACAUGGAGAAUAAGAAAGUUGCUGUGGAAUUAAAGGAUGUACCAUCUCCCCUUCAUGCUGGCUCUAAACUUUUUCCAGCAGUCCCACUGCCUGAUAUUCAUUCUCUUCAGCAACCUAAAAUACAGCUUUCAACUGUCCCCAAAGUAAGCUGCUGUGCUCAUUGCCCUAAUGACCCCUCCACUUCACCACUGCAUUUUGGUGGUGGUGGUGGCGGCAGUAGUGGAGGUACUGGUAGCUUGAUUCACUCAGGCACACGCUUAGACUCACAAAGCACCAGGACAGUCACAUGUCAGAUAGGAUCAGGGUUUGCUUUCCAGUCUGCAUCUUCGCUCCAGAAUGCCUCAACUAGAAACAGUUUGGCAGGCAUUGCAAGUGACUUCCCCAGCAUGUGUCUAGAGAGUAAUAUAUCUUCUUGCAAACACCUACCCUGUUGUGGAAAACUUCAUUUCCAGUCAUGUCACAGUAACGUGCACAAGCUGCAUCAGUUUCCAACUCUCCAGGGCUGCACCUCUGCUGGCUAUUUCCCCUGUUCUGAUUUCACAAGUGGGGCUCCAGGGCGUUUGGAAGAGCACAUUUCACAGUCGGAGCUAACGCCUCACUUGUGCACCAACUCUUUGCACCUAAAUGUGGUACCUCCAGUUUGUUUAAAGGGCUCACUUUACUGCGAAGACUGUCUAAAGAAGCCGGCAAGAAAUAGUAUAACUGAUGCUGCUAAAGUCUGGCCAAAUAUACCACCUCCAAACACUCAGCCUGCACCUCUUGCUAUCCCUCUGUGUAAUGGCUGUGGAACCAAAGGAACAGGGAAGGAGACCACAUUGUUAUUGGCGACCAGUCUAGGCAAAGCUGCUUCAAAAUUUGGGUCACCAGAAGUUGCACUAGCCGGACAGGUGCUGGAAAACCUACCCCCCAUUGGAGUUUUUUGGGAUAUUGAAAACUGCUCAGUUCCUUCUGGUCGUUCAGCCACUACUGUUGUACAAAGAAUCCGUGAAAAGUUUUUUAAAGGCCACAGAGAAGCAGAGUUCAUCUGUGUGUGUGAUAUCAGUAAAGAAAACAAAGAAGUUAUUCAAGAGCUGAAUAAUUGCCAGGUAACUGUUGCUCACAUCAAUGCUACUGCAAAGAAUGCUGCUGAUGACAAACUCCGACAGAGUCUGCGAAGGUUUGCAAAUACUCACACUGCUCCAGCCACUGUGGUUCUUGUGUCAACUGAUGUUAAUUUUGCAUUGGAACUUAGUGACCUGAGACACAGGCAUGGUUUCCACAUAAUUUUAGUCCAUAAAAACCAGGCCUCAGAAGCACUGCUGCAUCAUGCUAAUGAACUGAUCAGAUUUGAAGAAUUCAUUUUGGAUUUGCCUCCCAGGUUACCGCUAAAAAUGCCACAGUGCCACACUCUGCUCUAUGUUUAUAACCUGCCAGCAAAUAAAGAUGGCAAGAGCAUCAGCAACAGGCUCAGGCGCCUGUCUGAUAACUGUGGUGGGAAAGUGCUGAGUAUCACAGGCUGCAGUGCAAUUCUCCGCUUCAUAAACCAGGAUAGUGCAGAACGGGCUCAGAAGCGAAUGGAAAAUGAAGAUGUCUUUGGUAAUAGGAUCAUUGUGUCAUUUACUCCGAAAAAUAGAGAACUCUGUGAAGCAAAGAGCUCAAAUACAAUUGCUGAUAAGGUGAAGUCUCCCAAAAAACUUAAAAAUACAAAAUUGUGCCUCAUCAAAGAUACAAGUGAACAAUCUUCCAGUGCCAAACUCAUGCCUGGAAAAGGAUCACAGGCAAAUUCUGGAUCUGCUACAAAAAACACAAAUGUUAAAAGUUUACAGGAGCUGUGCCACAUGGAGCCAAAGACUGGUCAUCGUAACAGUGAGCCCCAGCAUGGUAAUGCACGGCUGGCACCACCUCCUCAUAGUAACCCAAGCACUACGGGGCCAACAUCGAAAAACUCGGGGAUGGCAGAGUUGCUUUACAAAACCAGCCAGAAAAAAGAAACCAUCAGUUCCCGAAGUAGUACCAGUUCUCCUGUAGAGAAACAAAACAAAGAAGAGACUGUCUUCCAAGUGAGUUACCCAUCCGCUUUUAGCAAAUUGAUUGCAUCGAGGCAAGUCAGUCCUCUGCUCACAUCUCAGUCUUGGUCUCCUAGUGCAGAAACAAUGUCUGUUCUUCAGGAUGCACCUGCCUGUUGUUUGCCUCUUUUUAAGUUUACAGAUAUCUAUGAAAAAAAGUUUGGACACAAGUUGAAUGUGUCAGAUUUAUAUAAGUUAACAGACACAGUCACAAUCCGUGAACAAGGAAAUGGGCGGCUGGUGUGUCUCUUACCCAGUAGUCAGGCCCGCCAGAGCCCCCUGGGGUCUUCCCAGUCGCAUGAUGGCUCGUCCACAAAUUGCAGCCCAAUUAUAUUUGAAGAGUUAGAGUAUCAUGAGCCCAUUUGCAGACAGCAUUGUUCUCAUAAGGAUUUCAGUGAACAUGAAUUUGAUCCAGAUUCUUAUAAGAUUCCUUUUGUGAUUCUUUAUUUGAAGACAUUUGUACCCCAGGUUCACACCCUCCUCCGGACCCACGAGGGCACUGUGCCUUUAUUAAGCUUUCCCGAUUGCUAUGCUGCAGAGUUUGGUGACCUAGAGUUAGUGCAGGAAAACCAAGGGGGUGUCCCCUUGGAACACUUCAUCACCUGCAUUCCAGAUGUGAACAUUGCCACUGCUCAGAAUGGUGUCAAAGUGGUGAAGUGGAUUCACGACAAGCCUCCACCUCCCAACACGGACUCUUGGCUGUUGCGUUCUAAAAGUCCUGUGGGUAACCCCCAGCUGAUCCAGUUCAGUAGAGAAGUGAUUGACUUACUGAAGAACCAACAGUCUUGUAUCAUACCAAUUAGUAAUUUCAUCCCAGCCUAUCACCAUCAUUUUGCAAAGCAGUGCCGAGUUUCAGACUAUGGAUAUUCCAAGCUGAUUGAAUUAUUAGAAGCAGUGCCUCAUGUGUUGCAGAUUCUUGGAAUGGGCUCCAAACGUCUGUUGACCCUCACUCACAGGGCCCAGGUGAAGCGCUUUACUCAGGAUUUACUGAAACUUCUCAAGUCCCAGGCUAGCAAACAGGUCAUUGUAAGAGAAUUCUCGCAGGCUUAUCACUGGUGUUUCUCAAAGGACUGGGAUGUCACUGAGUAUGGUGUUUGCGAGUUGAUUGAUAUCAUAUCAGAGAUUCCAGACACAACCAUCUGCUUGUCUCAACAAGAUAAGGACAUGGUGAUUUGUAUUCCCAAAAGAGAACGUACUCAGGAUGAAAUAGAAAGGACAAAACAGUUCUCCAAGGAUGUUGUUGAUUUGUUACGUCACCAGCCCCACUUCCGGAUGCCCUUUAAUAAGUUUAUUCCCUCUUACCAUCACCACUUUGGCCGUCAGUGCAAACUUGCAUACUAUGGGUUUACCAAACUACUUGAACUUUUUGAAGCCAUACCUGAUAUUUUACAAGUAUUGGAAUGUGGAGAAGAAAAAAUCCUUACUUUGACAGAGGUUGAACGGUUCAAAGCUCUAGCUGCCCAGUUUGUUAAACUUCUUCGAUCCCAAAAAGAUAACUGUCUUAUGAUGGCAGAUCUGCUCACGGAAUAUGCUAAAACUUUUGGUUACACAUUUCGUCUUCAGGACUAUGAUGUCAGUUCAGUUUCAGCUCUGACACAGAAACUCUGCCAUGUUGUAAAGGUUGCUGAUAUAGAGUCUGGCAAACAGAUUCAGCUGAUCAACCGGAAGUCUCUGCGGUCCCUCACUGCCCAGUUGCUGGUGCUGUUGAUGUCUUGGGAAGGAACCACCUAUCUUUCUGUGGAUGAACUCAAGAGACGUUAUGAAACUACCCACAGUUCUCCUCUUAACCCAUGUGAAUAUGGAUUCAUGACCUUGACCGAACUUCUGAAGAGUCUGCCUUACUUAGUUGAGGUUUUUACAAAUGAUAAGAUGGAAGAGUGUGUGAAGCUCACAAGUCUGUAUUUAUUUGCAAAGAAUGUGCGAUCUUUACUUCAUACUUACCACUACCAGCAGAUUUUCCUUCAUGAAUUUUCCAUGGCCUAUACCAAGUACGUUGGAGAAACACUGCAGCCCAAGACAUAUGGCUACAACAGUGUGGAGGAGCUCUUGGGAGCAAUCCCACAGGUGGUCUGGAUAAAAGGACAUGGUCAUAAGAGAAUUGUAGUUUUAAAAAAUGACAUGAAAAGCCGGCUGAGUUCACUCAGUCUGUCCCCUACCAGUCAUGAAAGCUACACUGCAGACAGUGAGCAAAUCCUGGAGGUGACCGAGUUGCACACAGCCUCAGAACCCCAGCUUGGACCAGGGCCUAGUGAAAUGGAUCAAGAGCUUCUCCGCCUGGCUAGCAGCUCCCCUGUUGACCUGCUGUGUGCGCCUGUUCCUUCGUGUCUGCCGUCCCCUCAGCUGAGACCAGAUCCUGUUAUCCUCCAGUCCGCUGAUCUAAUUCAGUUUGAGGAACACCCUCAAGAGCCAUCUGAAAACAAGACUUUGAACCAAGAAGAAAAUAUUGAAAUUCCUGUCCCGGUAAAGAAGGAAAACGUGCCCUCUGAUUCCAGCUCAUCUUGUGUCCCAGCAGCUGCCCCAGUGCCUCCCUGCCCCUGCUCAGAUGCCCCAGAGUCUCUGCUGAGCAAGGACCCUGUGGAAAGCCCGGCCAAAAAGCAACCCAAGAAUAGAAUAAAACUGGCAGCCAACUUUUCCUUGGCACCUGUAACCAAGCUUUAACUCCCAUUUUGAACAUAGAAUUAGAAUGGGGAAAAAACUGUCUGAUUCUGCACACAAAAAUGGGCUUAAAAAACGUCCUUUUCUGUUUCAUUGAACCACCUCCCACCCUGAAGCCACAUCUUUAGAUGUAUUCCGUAAUGUUUUUGUUUCUUUUACAUUGAAUACAGCUUUUAGCUGAACUUUUUUUCUUCUCCCCUUUUUCCCCCCAGUUCUUUGAAAGAACUUUUGACAUUUGUCAGAGAACCUUUAAUUUACCAAAUUCUUCUUAAUUAUUAUGAAACUGGUGGUCCAGAAGAAGCAAGCAGUGAGAACUCAGGUAGCAGGAAUCGGUUUGGCUUCUUGAGCCCCGUGGGUGGUGUAACCCCAUGUAGCACAGCAGAGCCUUUCCACCAGCGCUUACUGGUGUUCCUUAAUCAAAUGCGUGAUGCAUCUCUGAAGUGAAGCCUGUGGGCCUGGACGUUCACACACGGAGGGUGAAGGGCUGGUGAGGAAAUGAGCUGUGUGUCAGGUUGGGAUGAAGGUUCCUGGCUUCCCUGUGACUUGUAAGUGUGCCUUGUUUUUUAUUUAACUAUGUCUGUAGUUGACAAAUGUGGCUUCAUAAAUUAUUUUUAAAUGUUUCGAUUUUGGGGUUCCAUUUAGGAGCUUUCUAGAAAGUUAAAGAUGUUUUACACUUCCCUUCUACAUUAAAUUCCAGUUUGAUGUGAUUAGGUUAAGGAAAAGGAGAUGGUCUUGAUGUCAUGAAUUUAAAGUCAGCAUUUGAAUUACAACACACAUCAUUGUGUGUCAGGAGGCUGUAUUAGAAAGUCUGAUUUUCUAAAAUAUGCAUCAAAUGCAUAAAUUAUAAAUCAGAGCUGAGUGGUAAAGUACUUCAAUAGGAGCAGAGUCGAUACUAUUUCCACUAGGAAGAGACAAGAAUUCUAUCUGUACAUGAGAAGGCCAAGGUUGAUCGGCUUAACCUUGUUUUUAUACCUUUAAAGCUGGUUUUGGUAGCUGGGAAGCUUUUUGUGUGACGUGUGUGUCUAUGUUAGCUCAGUGUCUUUUAAUAGCAUCUGUUUUUAGUCGUGCUGCUUCUUGCUAUUGGAAGUGUAUGUUUGUGUGUUGUCAUUUGGGAAAAGCCAACCUGUAGGGGCACUGCCCUGUGAAAUGUCCUUCUUUUCUGGGUGCCUGAGGUGUCUGCCCAUGGCUGGCCUCUCACCCCUGCUGGAGAAACCUGACAUUUACAAUGGAUUGUAUUUGUUGGGCAAAAAGGUGGAUUCAUUCAUGGAGCAGAAAAACCUGUUGGCGCAAGGUCUUGCACUCGUUAGAUGGUUUCUUUUGGGGACAUAUUUGUGUUUUGUAAUUUCUAGAAAGCCAAAAAAUGGACUCUGAUUUGUAGCCAGCAUUUUGAUAAAAUGCCACAAAAUAAGGGCUACAGAAAGAUUUUUAUGAGUUAGGUUUUUUGUUCCCUGAAUCUUUUUAAUGAAGCCAGUGAUUUCCACCUCUCAAUACAUGUCCCAAUCAAGAUGAACAACCCUGGAAAACCUUUCUAAAGUAUUAUGGCACUUUGCAAAUCCUUCUACAGGUAUUUCCCCUACAGACAUAGUGUUACAGGAAGUAAAAUGCAGAUGUACAAUUUUUAAAAAGACGCUUUUAAACAACAUGAUGAAGUUGGUGUUGAGAACAUCAGUUGCCUUAUACUAAGAUUUCAUAAGGCUGAGUUUGCAUGCUUGGAUUUUUGGUUUUGCUAGCAUGCAGAAAAUUGCGAACUUUAAAACCUUGUUAGGCAUUACUACAAGUCACUUGGAACAGUCUCAAAGAACAGAUUCUUUGAGCAGCAGAAAAAGGUGUCCUGCACUGUCAUGUGAGUGUAUGUUCAUAGCAUUUACUGGAGCUGCCUGUUAGUCUGGGACACAUGUGUGACUAACAGUUGCUGUUGAAAAUGUGAAAGUGCAGCAGAAGCACGCUGUGUUCACGGUGUUUGCCACAGUGGCCAGUCCAAUUCCUAUCUAUUUUUUUAUCCAGAGGCUUAAUGAAUGAUGACAAAAUGAUAUAUGUACAUUAAGAUGAUAAAGUGCUUUAUUUCUGGAUGGAAAGAUGUAUCUGCUGAGAUUUAUCUGUUUAAAAAAAGACAAAAAUUAUCACCAAAACCCCCUUUCCCAUCUUGCACUGUUUGUUUUGGAUUGGGCUUGGGGGAAGAGAUGUUUUUCUUAACUGUCUACUUUGUUAGAACACUUUUUGUGGUUCAAGUGCUGUUUUGUGUGUUGGGACCAAACAGUUGUCAAUAAACUUUACAAGCAAGC